Molecule: messenger RNA, 1104 nt
Organism: Nerophis lumbriciformis (worm pipefish)
Lineage: Eukaryota; Metazoa; Chordata; Actinopteri; Syngnathiformes; Syngnathidae
Source: RefSeq, a predicted model, not a curated record
AUGUCGGACCGCCGCUCAGGGCUCGUGUACCUUAUCACUGGGGGCUGCGGCUUCCUGGGCCGGCACCUGCUCCGAAUACUGCUGGAAAAGGAGGGAGAUGCCAUCGCUGAGGUUCGAAUAUUCGAUAAGCACACGCAGCCCGAACUCAGCCAGCACGGAACCGAGCGUACGAAGGUGAGGUUAAUCCAGGGUGACAUCACGAACUACGACAGUGUGCUAGAGGCUUCCCGUGGUGCCCACGUAGUCAUCCACACUGCCAGUCUGGUGGACGUCUGGCACAAGGUUCAAGAAGCCCUUAUCUAUGCUGUCAAUGUCACAGGAACGGAAAAUGUUAUUAACGCCUGUGUGGAAAACAGCAUUUGCAGUCUGCUGUACACCAGCAGCAUGGAAGUGAUCGGGCCCAACAUGAACAGGGAAGCCUUUGUCAGGGGCAAUGAAGACACACCCUACCUGGUGAAGCACACUAUGGCCUACCCUAAGAGCAAGGCCAAGGCUGAGAAAAUCAUCCUGGAAGCCAAUGGCACAAAGGUGCAAAAUGGCAAGCGUUUGUACACAUGCUCCCUGAGGCCGACGGGCAUCUAUGGCGAGGGCCACGAGCUCAUCAAAGACUUUUACAAACUGGCCGUCAAGAGGGGAGGUCUGGUCAUCGGCGGGGUCCCUGACAGCACCGAACACGGGCGAGUCUACGCCGGCAACGUGGCGUGGAUGCACGUGCUGGCCGCCCGGGCCCUGCGUGAGCAUCCUGAGUCUGUGGGCGGUGAAGCCUUCUUCUGCUACGACGAAUCGCCGUACAAGAGCUACGAGGACUUCAACAUGCUUUUCCUGUCCACCUUCAACUUCCAGCGUGUGCGCAUGCCACUGCUACUGCUGUGGUUCCUGGCCAUGCUCAACGACAUCCUACGCUGGAUUCUGACGCCCUUUUGCAACUUUACGCCCCUUCUAAACAGCUACACCCUGGCCGUGGCAAUCACGUCUUUCACCGUGAAGACGGACAAAGCGCUGCGCCACUUUCAGUACCGCCCGCUGUACGACUGGGAACAGUGUCGGGAGCGCACCCAGAAAUGGGUGGACACCUUCCCAAUGGAGGACUCCAAAAACACUUAA